AUGGCGGAUAAUAACGGCAUAAGCGGUGGAUUGGAAGGGACGACCCUACCCCUUGCGAUGACUCUCAGCGCUUUUACGGCCAUAGCGUGGUAUAACGUUAUCGAUCUCAACGUUUCCAUUUGGAUAACCUUCAAGAGACGUCGCGGGCUUUACUUCUAUAGCCUGCUGGUAUCCUCAUGGGGAAUCAUGAUAUAUGCACUAGCAUUUCUCAUGAAGUUCUUCCAAGUCUGGAAAAAUGACUACGUUUCUGUUGCUUUGAUUACCAUCGGCUGGUAUGCUAUGGUUACGGGCCAGUCUCUUGUACUCUAUUCUCGACUUCACCUCGUCGUCCGCGACAAACAAAAGAUCAAAUGGGUUCUCUACAUGAUUAUCAUCGAUGUUUUCCUUUUUCAUUUUCCAACAACAGUUUUGACUUUUGGGGCAAAUUCACCUCACGCCGAUAUUUUCUCCACGCCAUAUUCAAUCAUGGAAAAGAUUCAGGUCACCGGAUUCUGUAUCCAGGAAUUCAUCAUCUCUGGUCUAUACGUUCACGCAACAAGACAAAUACUCAAACCAGGAGAGACCUUUCAGAAGAAGCGCUUUCGGCGGGUCAUGCGACACUUGAUUUAUGUCAACAUUCUGGUGAUUUUAAUGGAUAUCACUCUCCUCGGCACCGAGUAUGCAAACCUUUACGACAUUCAGAUCACCUUCAAAGGCACUCUCUACAGCAUCAAGCUUAGGCUCGAAUUUGCCAUUCUCAACCAGCUGCGGUCGAUUGUACAUCCCUCUGGCACCUCAUACGACAACGGCGCAAAUUCUCAACCUGGCCCGAGGGAUAUCUCAUUGCACACAUUUCAAAAUCAAAACACCGCUUCACAAGCUCCCGCCAACGGGAAUUCGUCAACGCAAGACAAGAAGGGAGCUGAGGAUGAAACAAGCUUAGAGGACCUUGCUGCGACGUCUGGAGGUGGUGGAAGCGCAAUUGUUACUGGUAGGGCUAGCCGACAGAAGGGGGCCUAUUCUUCGAAUUCAUCGGAGAUUGAAUUUGCCGGAGCAGGGUAUUAA
This is a messenger RNA of Hyaloscypha bicolor E, 1044 nucleotides long. RefSeq lists its product as uncharacterized. The coding region runs from base 1 to 1044 and encodes 347 amino acids. NCBI's taxonomy places the organism in Eukaryota, Fungi, Ascomycota, Leotiomycetes, Helotiales, Hyaloscyphaceae. The transcript has 3 exons. The record is from RefSeq and is a predicted model, not a curated record.